AUGAUGAGCAUUGGUGAAUCUGCACUGAGGUUUUUUAUGUGUACUGUGUUCACAGGUCAUUGUGUGUUCUAUCAAUGUGAAAUCCAGGAGCUCCUGAUUUCAGCCACAGAUAAAAACAGGUAUCCUCAUUGCUGCUGUGAUGUUGAGGGAAAAAUCAAGGACAUAAGACUGAGAGAUACAAUGUGGCUGACUUCAAACAGCAGCUCUACUGAGUACUUCAUUACCUGUUCUGUUGUGGUUCAACUAAGGAUUGGAAUAAUAGCUGAAACACAUAGCCUAGAAGUAACACAACCUAAAGUCAGAAAAAGCAAGAGAGUUCCAGAAAAACAUCUAUUUCUGCUUUAUUGA
Rangifer tarandus platyrhynchus (Svalbard reindeer) is the source of this 348-nucleotide messenger RNA. The record is from the annotation of a GenBank genome assembly. Lineage: Eukaryota; Metazoa; Chordata; Mammalia; Artiodactyla; Cervidae.